This is a messenger RNA of Camelina sativa (false flax), 819 nucleotides long. NCBI's taxonomy places the organism in Eukaryota, Viridiplantae, Streptophyta, Magnoliopsida, Brassicales, Brassicaceae. The record is from RefSeq and is a predicted model, not a curated record.
AUGAUGAAAGCAAAACAACUACUUGUGGUUGUAUUUUUGUUGUCUCUAUUCCUUUUAAUCAUUCACACAACAGAGUCACAGUCCAUACCAGACCAUGAAGAGAACGCUUACCUUAACGCAGAAGCUCUGACCGUAAAGGAACAAAAGCAAUCAAACAGAGGAAGACGCAGAGGUAGCGGUCAGAACCGUGGACGCAGAAACUGCGAUCCUCUGUAUCAAUACUUAUUCGGAACCUGUGGCCAUUGGCCUUUCCCUACAACACCCUCACCGGAGAACCCCUUUCUCCCUUUCCAACCCCCGCGUCCGCCACCACGUCCUAGACCGCGUCCAAGGCCGUCCCCACGUCUGCCACCACCGUUGGUCCCAUCACCACCACCGCCACUGCGCCCACGUCCAAGGCCGCCCCCAUGUCUACCGCCGCUUGUGCCGUCUCCACCGCUUUUGGUUCCAUCACCGCCGCCACCUCCACCUACACCGCUCGUUCCUUCGCCACCUCCUCCCUCUCCGCCACCAUUUUUCUACUUCCCUUCACCGCCACCGCCUACGAUAGUGUUUCCACCGCCUUUGGUGCCGUCUCCUCCGCCGGCACAAACAGGUGGAAGUCCGAUGACACAGCCCCCGCCGUUAUGGCUACCACCACCAGCAUUUCAAUACGAAACGCCGCCUAUGUUCCCUCUUCCACCGCCGGAGUUUGAGUUUACACCUAUGCCGCCAAUAACUUGGCUGCCUCCUCCUGAUGUUCCCGCCCAGUUCUCAACGGCGGAGGCCGUUAAUCAGAUUCCUUCACCGUUAAUGGAAUCCCCUCCGCUCAAACACUAG